Molecule: messenger RNA, 3394 nt
Organism: Toxorhynchites rutilus septentrionalis
Lineage: Eukaryota; Metazoa; Arthropoda; Insecta; Diptera; Culicidae
Exons: 5
Coding region: 779-2386 (535 amino acids)
Molecular function (GO): protein binding
Source: RefSeq, a predicted model, not a curated record
GAAUCGUUUGCCGAGAGAUUGCUACUGACCACCAUCGCCACCCUCUUCUAUCCAGGCACACAGACUUCCAGCGGUCCGAUAUUCGGGACCGGAAAAUCGGACCAGGCCCCCGAAAACCACCGACACGGAAGAGCAUGCGAAAUGAAUCACCGCAUCACCACCAGCAGGGGCGGCAGCAGCAACGGCAAAACAACACAGUCGACGAGGCAACAGCGUUUCAUGAGAUUACGAACGCCGCCGCCGCCGUCGUCAUCGUUGUUGUGUUGUAGCCGUCAUCGUUGCCAGCCGCCGCAGUCGCUGCCACCAUGUGGCGAAACCGGACCGAUCGUCGCGUGUAGCCGAGGAAAAUGGUUUAGUGUAGAGCAAGAAGCGCAGCAGAGCGGAGCCUAGCUCUCUGCUGGUAUAGGGAAAGCAGGAGCGAGCGCAAAUCUUUCCUCUUGUGUGGACCUCCGUUUUUAAUUUGUCUCGUUAAGUUCUUUCGGUGCUGCGGCAGAGAUUGAGGAGACGAGCGAUUCUGGAUGGUUUUUGAUCCGUAGAGAUAUCGGAUGAAACGGAUGAGACGUUCGAUGUGUCAAUGUGUGUAUGUGUGUCUCGGGAGACAACAGAAAAUACAAAGCACUGUGUGAUAAGAGAAGCGAGCGAGGCCAACAACAAUAAGGCGAUUGGUUCGUGAUAAGAAGAACUUUGCUCGCCCCGGUGGUGCAGUAGUGAAAGAUUUGGAUUAUUUUAAGGUGACACAAACACGCGGCUUUUGCUUGCAAGAAGAAAGUUCAAAAUAAUGAAACCCAGAUUAGGUGGCGGUGGUGGAUCGGCACUGCUAUUGGUUGUGUUGAGCAUAUGUUUGUGGACCAGUGUGGUUCGGGUGAAGGCGGCGAGCACUGAUAGCGACUAUCACUACGACGACGAGUACGACGAUGAGUAUGACGACGAUGGCGGUUACGAUGGCGAGGAUCAAAGUCCGAAGGUGGCGCCCGCUGCCGACAGUGACAAAUGGUCGAGUAAUACCACCAUAACAGUCACCACCACCUCCACCUCCACAACGGCAUCAUCGAGGAUGGGCAAAACAACGGCUGUCCCGAUAUGGAGUGCUGAGGAAGAAGUACGUGAGGAUUACCCGUGUCCUCGGGGAUGUACCUGCGAGGAUGGGACCCGAUUUGUGAACUGCUCUCAUCGUGCGCUCACCGAGCUUCCGACGGAUUUGCCACGCAAUGCAAUCCGAUUGGAUUUCGCCGGGAACAACAUCAAGCAGGUGCCGGUGGAGGCGUUCCAAAACUGCACCGAUGUGAGGGUUAUCCUGCUGGAUCGCAACGUGAUCGAAGAGAUCGUCAAGGAGGUGUUCACGGAACUGGCACGACUAGAUGUGGUGAGUUUAGUCGGCAAUCAGAUUACCCAUCUCACGCCGGACACCUUCGGGGAGGCGCAGUCCCUACGGAAGCUGGUGCUCAGCGAGAAUCCGCUGAUGAUUCCCGAUGAUGGACCAUUUCUGCUACAGGAAGAGCUGGAGGAACUCGAGCUGGUGGGAUGCAAUUUGACCGAGCUGCAUCAUGAGACUUUCAGCGGACUGGAGGGACUGAAGUCGCUUAAUUUGGCGGGGAAUGAUUUUGGGGAGGAUCUCAACACUGACGUGUUUGAACCGCUGGUGAAUCUGCAACGACUGCACGUUCCCUUCCUUUCGGAGGACAACGUUCGCGUACUUUGCGACGUGAUCAAAUCCAUCGAUGUGGUAGACAUCACGGCACACAACAUCAGCUGCUUCUACCUGGCCUCGGAAACAUCGUACGAGGAAAGCAUCAUCACCCAGCGCCCAACCACUCCUGAGCCCAAAAAGGAACAACCAAAAGAAUCUGGCGAUCAUGACGCCAGCCAGAACACCACACCCAAGUCACCAGGCAAGAAGGUGACGAGAAAGGAGAACGAAAUCAUUCCACCCAAAGAGGAAGAGUCGGCCAAGCCGACAACCAUUGCUCCAACAGUCAGGCCCACAUCCAUGCCAUCGCGAAGACACACCACUGGCGGCAGCACUGGACCGGCAACAACCCCCGCCGUCACCAGUACUCCCAUCGUCACAGGGCCCUCGUCAGCCUCGAUCACCCACUCGGGGGGCUCUGGGGAAGCCCCAACGGCGGCAGCCGGUGGACAGGAUGUCGUCAAGAAGGAAUCCACCCCGACGGCGCAGGAUGGAGAGAAAACCAUGCUCGCCUCGAUCAGUUCGGAAACGAUGAAGCAGCUGCUGAUGGGAAUCAUCGGAGCGGGCAUCCUGAUACUGAUAAUCGGCCUGAUCUGCCGACGCACGGGACUCAAGAACAAACUGUGCGGCUCCAAGCGGAGGCCAGCGCCCACAGAUCAGGUCCGUCCGGCCGAGGAGGUUCCAUUGAAUAAAGUUUAGGGCACUAGGAUCCAAUGACUGCAUACUCUGAGAAGGUUUGCGUGUACGUGUGAUAUUACUUAAAGUAUUAGUUUACAAGUUUACAAGCGGUGAAAAUCCUCAGCUGAUGAAACCUUGCAACCUGUAUGGAUUUAGGGCGGAGAAUAAACACAUACAUACACACACACGCGAGCGCAUACACAUAUUUGCCGAGCAAAUACUCCCAGAAAAAUAAAACCGAAUAUACACACAUAUGCAAUGGUAGAAAAAUGUGGGGAAAUAAGUGCCCCGAAAUUAUCGCAAAAAAGGUAGAAAACACGGACAGACAAGGUUUUUUGUUUCUUUGUAAAUAUGAAUUAAAGGUGAGUGCGCGCGCCAUAAAAAUGUAUGAAUCACGAUGACACAUCAUCCGAUGGGGUCUCCGGAGUGAGUGACUGUGAGAGAAAGACAGUGUAAACGAGCAGGAUUGCGUUAUUUCAUAAGCACGUUUUUAGGUGUAGGCAUCCAAAAUAAAAAAAAACGAAACCCUUUUGCCAUGUGUGGAGGGACAUUCCUGUGAAAUUUUGUUAGCACGAUAAGUAGCUUUAACCAUAGGUGAGAUUAGCUUCCAAACGAUUCCGAAAUUGUAGAACCAAAAAUUUAAUCAACUAAUAGCGUUUGUAUGUGCAUUUUGUCUACAUGUUAAUGUAAUCCUUCAUCAGUUCGAUUUUAUAUUGUAUUGCCUCGUUGUAUUUUUUAAAUAGAUACACUCCCGGUGCAGAGAGUACGCAGUAUACGCAGCUAUGUCACAAACAAAUAUUGAAACAUUGUGCAACCAUACAUAUUUGAGAUAGAAACCAUUAGUGUCAACAUUAGCACAUAUUAGUGUGUACUCAUUAUUAAUAUGUGGAAAUCGAUGCUCAAUCGCGAUGACGUUGAUACGAUUGAUUAUUUGAGCAAAAAACGAACUCCUUGACCACGUGCAGACGUGGAUUGGUUCCGCGAACAAAGCGGAAGGGAUACAGCGAAAUAAAUGCAAAUUAUCAUAGA